AGAAGUGCGUAGACGCGCUCGCCAGCUCCGGUCUGAGGAAGACUGCUCCGCGCGCCACCAUGGAGCGCAUCGAGCAGGUGGCCGUGGGCCUCUGUGCCCGCUCGCCUUACCUGCGGCCUUUCACGCUGCACUACCGCCAGGCUGGUGUCCAAAAGUCGUGGGACUUCAUGAAGACACAUGACAGUGUAGCGGUUCUUAUGUUCAACACUUCUCAGAGAAGCCUGGUGUUGGUGAAGCAGUUCCGGCCAGCUGUAUAUGCCAGCGAGGUGGAGCGCCACUUCCCAGGGUCUCUGGCAGAUGUGGACCAAGACCAGCCCAAAGAACUUCAGUCAGCACUGCCUGGCUCAGUGGGAGUGAUGGUGGAACUGUGCGCCGGCAUUGUGGACAAGCCUGAUUGCUCACUGGAAGAGGUGGCCUGCAAGGAGGCUUGGGAAGAGUGUGGCUAUCACCUGGAGCCCACUGAUAUCCGCAGAAUUGCCACGUACAUGUCUGGCGUAGGACUGACUGGCUCCAGGCAGACCAUGUUCUAUGCGGAGGUGACAGAUGCUCAGCGACGCGGGGUUGGUGGAGGCCUGGCGGAGGAGGGAGAACUCAUCGAGGUGGUCCAUCUGAAGGUGGAUGAUGCCCAGGCCUUUGCAGACAACCCGGACAUUCCCAAGACCCUUGGUGUUAUCUUCGCUAUCUCUUGGUUCUUUAGCCAGGUGGUUCCCCACCUGAGUCUCCAAGGAGACCCUAGAGCUGGACAGGCUGGUCCAUCCACUCCUCUUCAUGCCCAGAACACACAAUAAAGCUUGUAUAAUUUUUACCGAAGGCCGAUGGCUUUGAGCACU
Acomys russatus (golden spiny mouse) is the source of this 830-nucleotide messenger RNA. RefSeq names its product nudix hydrolase 14 (gene Nudt14). Bases 60 to 788 code for a protein of 242 amino acids. Gene Ontology annotation, molecular function: UDP-sugar diphosphatase activity; metal ion binding. Gene Ontology annotation, biological process: nucleoside phosphate metabolic process; ribose phosphate metabolic process. The record is from RefSeq and is a predicted model, not a curated record. The transcript has 5 exons. NCBI's taxonomy places the organism in Eukaryota, Metazoa, Chordata, Mammalia, Rodentia, Muridae.